Molecule: messenger RNA, 1428 nt
Organism: Lachancea nothofagi CBS 11611
Lineage: Eukaryota; Fungi; Ascomycota; Saccharomycetes; Saccharomycetales; Saccharomycetaceae
Source: the annotation of a GenBank genome assembly
AUGUCGACUAGUUCGGAUUUGGAAGCUAAACAAGGGAGCACUGAUUUGCCAGUAAAAGCGGUAAGCCCACCACCUCAAGAUGACUCCAACAACCGAAUCACUGUCCCAGACGGUGGAUAUGGGUGGUUUGUAGUGGUAGCAUACUUCUGCUAUAAUUUCUCACAAUGGGGCGCCAACGCUGGUUACGCGGUCUAUCUGGCACGCUAUCUCGAUACCAAUCAGUUCGUCGGCGCUGGCAAGCUCGAUUACGCCGCCAUAGGUGGUCUGGCAUUCGGCUCCGGGCUCUUUUUCGGGCCGGGCAUCGCAUGGCUUGUCCAUGUCACCAGCGCUCAAAUAGUUAUAGCCAUUGGGCUCGUUCUGCAAUGUGCGUCGCUACUUUUGGCAGCGUUUUCUGUCAAACUGUGGCAGUUAUAUCUCACUCAAGGUCUUAUGAUCUCUUUUGGCCUGGCCUCAAUUUGCAUUCCUAGUAUGACGCUUCUUCCCCAAUGGUUCCGCAAGAAGCGCAAUAUCGCUAUGGGAAUUGGUUCCGGUGGAUCUGGACUUGGUGGUAUCAUCUUCAAUCUUGGCAUGGAAAAGAUCAUGGAUGAAAAAUCCGUCAAAUGGGCUCUUAUCACUCAGUGUAUCAUUUGUACGGUACUCAACUGUUUUGCACUAUCCCUCACCAGAACGCGUGUUCGUGAAAUUCGCGCCAGUAGCACCAAAGAACCUAAGUAUCGUGUCUUUGAUCAACAAGUUGUUUCUAGUUUGGGUUACUGGCUCAUUGUGGCCUACGUCUCCUUCACCAUGAUGGGUUAUGUUGUUCUGCUCUACUCAAUGUCGGCUUUUACUGUUUCUCUCGGCUACUCUCAAUCUCAAGGUUCCAUCGUAUCCUGCAUGAUCAGCGUAGGAGCAUUUUUCGGCAGACCAACGAUGGGGUUUAUUGCAGACAUCUAUGGGCCUGUAACCAUUAGCAUCGCGGCGCAUUUGAUGGUUGCCAUUUUUAGCUUAGCUAUGUGGAUACCAUGCCGAAACUUCGCUACUGCCUUAAUCUUCUCAUUAAUUGUGGGACUUUUUAUGGGGACUAUCUGGUCAGUACUAGCACCGAUCGCAACGCGAGUCGUUGGGUUACACAAGAUGAGUGUUUGUCUCGGCAUGAUUUGGAUCUUUCUCAGUGCCUGUGGUAUUACUGCCCCCAUCAUUGGUCUUGAACUACGUGAUACUAAUGCUACGUCGGGAAACGACUACAUCAAGACAGCUAUAUUCACAGGCAUGAUGUAUUUUGGAUCGGCUCUUGCGCUGUGGUUUCUCAGGGGCUUACUGGUAGCCAGAGACGAAUUGGCCAUAGAAGCCCAAACUGGGUUCGAUGACGGAGAACUUCAUCUAAGAAUAUCUCCCAAACAAUGGGCCGCCGGCUUGUUCAAAUUUCGUCAACUACCGAGACUUGUGUAA